AUGUCUCCAUACUUCGACAGCUACAACACCUCAAUCCUGGCCAUUCCAGCCUACGUCAUCCCUCGCUCAUGCCCAGUCACAUUCUUGCCUCACGUCCUCGCUAUCAAUGUUGCUAUGCUGGGCAACUUGCUCGCCUGGGACAAUCGCAAUCCGCGUUCUAGCGACCUGAAAGCUCAGCUCAAGCAGCGCCUACCAGCUGUAACCUAUGCCAAGCACGAGCGUAUGGAGGCCUGUCAUGCCAACAGGAUGGAGAACCUCCCUCUCUUCAUCGGAGCAGUCGUCCUAGGAAACAUGGCUGGACUGGCCCAGAGCGAUCUUGCUGAGUUUGGCGCUUGGUGCUUAGCUGUCAGGAUUGCAUACACAGUUGCCUACAUCACGACUUCGACUCAAGCGCCUACACUCAUUCGCAGUAGUCUUUGGAUCGCAGGUGUCUCGCUGUGCUUCCGCACUAUCAUUCGGGCUGCAGGAGCCAUGGCUGCAGAGGCCUAG
Molecule: messenger RNA, 489 nt
Organism: Alternaria burnsii
Lineage: Eukaryota; Fungi; Ascomycota; Dothideomycetes; Pleosporales; Pleosporaceae
Exons: 3
Coding region: 1-489 (162 amino acids)
Cellular component (GO): membrane
Source: RefSeq, a predicted model, not a curated record